AUGCGCGGCUACGAGAUCGGCUUCAUGAACAUGGAUCUUCUGCGCGACCAUACGUACGAUGUUGCGAUCGGGCAAACAAUCGCUCGGCGCCACAACGGCACCUUUCAGUUGAUGAUGGGGUUCGAUCCAGACCAGUGUAUCGAUUACGAUCACAUGCUGAUGUACAUGGGGCCCGGUUACUACAUCCCGUUGCCGGCUAUGAGUGCGAUGUGCUUCAUCGUACCCAAGAGUGGACCCAAAUCCGUGUUUCUAGUGCUGCUAGACCCGUACGAUCGUUACAGCUGGGCAGCGUUUGGCGUUACGAUCGGUGUUGUUGCCCUGGCACUCACGCUGUUCGGCGAGUCCUCGAGGACAUCCAACUUCGUGCUGGUCCUGCUUGAGCUGUUGAUGAUCGUGUUAAACGGACCGACACAUCAGUUGGCGGGCCGGUUUGAGCGAUACGUUGUAGGGCUGUUCAUGCUGCUUGGCAUUGUGCUCAUCUCCGGCUACCAGUCACUGGUGAUCUCGUUCAUGGCAUCGGCUCGCUACGAACCACAGCUGGACUCGAUCGAGCGCAUUAACGACACGUGUUUGUUUGUGCAUAGCUCGGAUAUGGUUCGGGCUGGAUACCGGUUUAAAAACAUCAUCCAUUCGCUCGACAUAUUCGCCUCGAGCCAGCUCAUGUGGGAGCUGAAGUGGUGCUCGGUGGCUGCCUGUACCGAGGCCCAGUACGUAAUGGAGCACGUAGGCAAUGCGGACAAACCACGCGAACCCGAACCCGGAGAGCUGAUGCUGUACGAUCAAGAACAAUGGGGCAUGAUGAAGCGUCAGCUGCAACUGUUUCGCUACUCGAAGGCACACAUGCAGACGUCUACAUCCUUGUAUCGAGCGGGGUUUAACUCACCUGUUCGUCAUCUCGUGCAUUGGUACACGCAAGCCUUCAUCGAGGGAUGUCUUCAUCAUUAUCCGGUGUUGCGGAAAACUCCUCCCAAGGCGGAAGUGAUCUUGCAGGACACGCUGGAGGCGCCCGGUGUUAAACGGAUGGGCCUAACGGAUCUCGUCAUCGGUUGGGCACUGUUUUGUCUCGGGAUCGGGCUGAGUGCGAUGAGUUUCGCCAUAGAACUGGGCAUCGUGGGUGCGCGGAAGUUGAAGCACAUUAUUCGUGUCAGGAUUGGGAGGAAAAAGCGAGCAUUCAUUCGGUUGUAA
Messenger RNA from Anopheles nili, 1185 nucleotides. RefSeq lists its product as uncharacterized. Lineage: Eukaryota; Metazoa; Arthropoda; Insecta; Diptera; Culicidae. The transcript has a single exon. The coding region runs from base 1 to 1185 and encodes 394 amino acids. The record is from RefSeq and is a predicted model, not a curated record.